Paralichthys olivaceus (Japanese flounder) is the source of this 1865-nucleotide messenger RNA. Its product is annotated as transcription factor E2F6-like. Gene Ontology annotation, molecular function: protein dimerization activity; DNA-binding transcription factor activity, RNA polymerase II-specific; RNA polymerase II cis-regulatory region sequence-specific DNA binding. Gene Ontology annotation, cellular component: RNA polymerase II transcription regulator complex. Lineage: Eukaryota; Metazoa; Chordata; Actinopteri; Pleuronectiformes; Paralichthyidae. The record is from RefSeq and is a predicted model, not a curated record. Gene Ontology annotation, biological process: regulation of transcription by RNA polymerase II.
AAGAACCAAAUCUCGCGAUAUCACGGAGCUGGAGACGCGCUGGUUUCAGAAAGUAGCUGCGUGACGAGCAGCGAGUAAAUAAAGAGCUGGAACUGGUUUCACUCUGGUUCCAGACUCUGUUUGAGCUGGUUUCACUCUGGAUCUGCGGGAUGCGUCGUUAGCUCGGGUCAGACUCGGUGAACGAUGAAGUGCGUCGUGUCCGCGUGUCCGAACUGGAUCAACCGGAAGAUCUUUAAACAACCAGCGAAGAAGUUCUUCAGACUACCGGCGGACCCGGAGAGAGUCCAGGUGUGGCUGGCAGCGCUGAGGGAGACGGACAAACCCGACCUGACGGAGCAUCAUCUAAUCUGUGAGGACCACUUCCUGCCAGAGCACAUUUCCUCCAGUGGGAUCAGCACCGACGCCAUUCCCAUCAUGCCCCAGUGCCUGGACGAGCGGCUGAGUCUGACGAGCCCCUGGGGAGCAGAGUCAGAGGAGGACGAGGAUCAGUGGACCUCAGACGGAGAGGAGGCUGUUGAAGGUGGAGACGAGACGCCUCCUUCAGAGGAUCCACUUGAGCAGGACUCGGGGGCCAAGAAAACUUCAGGGGUCAAAACGACAAGUGUCGGGCCGCAUGAGACAACGAGAGAAGACAAACAAGGCUGGUCUGUGGGAAAGGUGACGCAGCGUUUCCUGGAGAUGUUCCUGACGGUUCCUGACGGUUUACUGGACCUCAGGCAGGUGACGACGAGGCUGCGAACCCACAAGCAGCGAGUGAAUGACAUCACCAACAUCCUGCAGAGCGUCAACCUGAUCGAGAGGCACUCGACCAACGUGAUCAAGUGGAUAGGAGGAAGUCCCGUCAGCAGCUUCCUGUCGAAGAACCAGCAGAAGCUCCGGAGGGAGCUGCAGAACCUGAAGCUGGUGGAGGAGACGCUGGACUCGCUCAUCAAGAGCUGCAGCAGGCAGCUCUUCAUCAUGACGGACGACCAGGAGAGUUCACCGAUGGCAUACGUGACGCUCAAAGACCUCAGUCGACUCAGAGUUUUCCAGGAGCAGACGAUGCUCGUCGUCAAAGCUCCGGACGAAACGACGCUGAGCGUUCCUGCACCGUCAGAGGACAGCAUCCGUGUCCAUCUGAAGGGGGCGGGUCCCAUCGUGGUGCUGACCUGUGACGUCACUGGGGGAAACAACGUCCGCUUCGUAACGCUGGAGGAAAGUCGGGUGACGACGACCUCGCUGCUCAAAGAGUCAUUGAAUUCACAGAGCCCCGUGCAGAAAGUCACCAGCUGACCACCAGGAGGCACCGGUUGUCCUUGUGGUUCUGUCAAGUCUGGAAAACAGAAGCUGUGAAUGUGUGCAGGUUCCAGCUGGACCCGUGUUCCUCCAACAGACGCUGACGAACAUUGGAGUCACACGUGGUGUCAACGUGGAGCCAGAGGACAUUUAGACAUUUGACGUUAAUUAUUUUUGUGAACGUCUGAAACUCCUCAUGUUCCUGCUCGAUGUUCUACAGAUAUUAAUGUUUAUGAGAUGCAGUAAUAAGCUGUCAUGUAAUAUUCUAUCAUACUUUGAAUCACUGACAUUUACUGGAAAAUACUUCUACACUUUAUAUUUCGUUUGUUUUGGAUCUGAAAUGUUUUCUCAAACAUAAAAUCAGUGAAAUGAACCUUUAGGAUAUUUAGUUUUAGUUCUUAAAACGUCUCAAUGAACCAGGUCUUCAAAACUUUAAGUUAAUAAUUAUGUCAACGUUCAUUUGAUGAUUCUUCUGUCGCACUUUAAAAUGAGCUUUAUAUUUUUAAGGGAAAUGUUACGGCAUCAUGUAGAGUUUGUAAUGUCUCAUUCUCUGUGAUAUAAUAAAACCACAACGUGGACCUGAUCGUCUA